This is a messenger RNA of Coregonus sp. 'balchen', 5839 nucleotides long. The record is from the annotation of a GenBank genome assembly. Lineage: Eukaryota; Metazoa; Chordata; Actinopteri; Salmoniformes; Salmonidae.
AUGGACACCAUGAAAAUGAAUCCACCAAGACAAGGUACAACUACCUGACUAAGUUACAAGACACUGUGACAGUCUCUUACCUGUCCCCGUCUUCUCUGUCUCACCAUUGACUUUUCUCUCCAGACAGCAGGCUUAAUGCACACAGUGGCGGCGGCAGGCCUCUCCACACCCCUGCGCUGGCGUUUGUCAGUGAGUUUAUGGGCCCUGAGCGUCCCCUCUUACCCCCUGCUGCUGCUCUACCCAGUGGGCUGACUAGUGACCUGGAGCCACAGCCACACAAAGUGAAGCCUAGGAGAGCAACCCACAGUGCAGGGGCCAUCUACUCCCACAGUACCUCACCCCUCACCCUGCCAACUGGUGAGUGGCUGCGCUCAGGAUCCUCCCCCUCUCUUUUUUUCAUGGAUCAAACGCAGUCUAAUGGAACAUUCUGCUCUGUGCUCAACUAAAACAUUUCUGGACAUGUAAAACCUGAUUACUAUGAAAAAUGCUUUUCUGAACAAAUGUGUCUUUGUAACAGGACCAGGUGAUGCCAUAUCAUUGAGUGAGAAUUCUCCCUCUGGUUUUCCAAUUGCCUUUCAUUCCCGUGAUGACUGCGCUUUGAGUCCUGAGCGACUAGAUUUGGACAGGUAGGCUAAAACACUCAUGGCUUUGUUUGUUCAGUGGUCCAUGUUGAGCUUCUAAAUACACUGUCAUGCAAUGGAAUGCCAAGUUUGUAAUUGCUUGGAUUCACCAGUAGGGUGCAGCAAAGUCCUCGUAAAGAUUAUCCUGCCCUCUGACAGUGCAUGUCAACUUUGCAGGCGUAAAAGAAACGCCUGAAACUAGAUCCUCUACAUACUGGUCUUGAUGAUACAUUUAAUUUUUUUACGGGGGAAGUUCUCUUCUACAGUGUUCAAGCAAUCCAGUACAUUUGGAUGAGGAGUUAAGAUGGAGUGUUGCCGGGCACGUUCAGCAGGAUUUAACGUUUUGGAACAUUCAGAUAGAAAUAGGCUAUGUAGAUCAAACUUGCAUCUCUGAUAUGUAGAAUAAGGAAUCACAUCGGCUCUAUUCAUGGCAUUUCUAUCUGCAACGUUCGAGAACGUUUGGCAACUUAACAUGGCCUUGUUAAUGUCCAAAAGCGGAAGUCCCGUCACAGGCUCUCUUUCCAUUUCCCCUGAAAACCGGAACAUCCGUUUGUUGGGGAUUCGGCAAAGGCUAGUCAACAAUAAACCAUAUCCAUAGCCUGAUCCACUUAGAAUAAUGAGAUCUCCUGAACCCUGCGUGCCAGUGUUGGAAGGCAGACAGCGUGGUAUCAGGUGGCUUGUACCUUUUUAACUGUGCGCCCCCUCUCCUCUGCAUCAUAACAAGAUAAUACAGGGUCAUCCUCUCACAGUGGUGUUGUUGACAAUGCUUUUGUGUUUUGUGGGUCAGGCGUGGUCUGGAGGAGUGUCCCCUGCUGGAGGGCAUGGGUAGGCUGCGGCUGCUCAACUUUCAGCACAACCUCAUCACGCACAUCCACAAUCUGUCUCAUCUGCGGCACCUGGCCUUCCUAGACCUGUAUGACAACCGCAUCUCUGAGAUGUCUGGCAUCUCAGCCCUGGCCUCUCUCAGAGUGCUUAUGCUGGGCAAGAACAGGUUUGUGUUACGUCUCUCAAGCAUACAAACUGAACAAUAGGAUAGGAGCUCCCACUCAUUUCAGUGCUUUUACAGUGCAUGAUUUCAAGGACAGAUGACAAACUUUUUAUGCUGUCAUUUUUUUGUGGGAUUUUUCUUUACAUUUAGAAAGAUGUUACCAUAGGGAUAUGCACAUCCUGCUUUUUGAAUUAAGUGAUACUGUAUGACUGCCACAUCACAGCUAGCCUAUAUAUCAACCUCCAUUGAAAAGUACUUUCCUGCAGGUGCCCAAUUUCAGUACAAAACCAUACCACUGCUCUCUUUGUGAAUCUUACAUCUAACAUCACCUGACUUUAAAACUAAAGGUCAGGAGGGAGGAAGAUUAAAGUCACAAAUCAUGGCAACUGCCACUGGGAUCCCAUCGCUGAGGUCUGGUUUUGUCCCAGAGUCUGUAAAACAUGACAUUUGUCUUUUUAGAACCCACUUUCAGAAUAGUCCGCGGUACCUUUCAAGCAAAGCAUGCCACAGAUUUAGGUUUCUGAUACAAUUUCCAAGGGACUGUAACCUAACUUCCCUAAGUUACUGUUUGGUCUGUAUAGACAAUCCUGGACGACAGGACAGUGGAAAACAGUCAACUUCCCAUCAGUAGAAAAUAAAUGACGACCGGUCUUUGACAAUCCCAUUUCCUGUGCCUGGUAACCAUUCAGUUAGCAGAAGGGAUACCAGCUCUUUGUCAUAGAAACAUUGUGUUAUAGGAGAGAUAUCUUGUAUAGAAUACCAGACAGGGUGAUGUUAAUAUUACUGUCUGUUUAAUGUUUUUCAGAAUCCAGAGGAUAUGCAGUCUGGAUAACCUGACUAAACUAGAUGUUCUGGACUUGCAUGGCAAUCAGGUACCAUGUUUCAAACCUUAGAAAAUGAUAACUUCACUUACAUUCCUUUCUGUUCUCCAAAUAUACAUCCACAUGCAUUUAGUGUCUGUAAUGUUGUUUGCAAUACCGUGACCAGUGGGGAACUGUGUCUAGCUGAGAGGUUCAGCAAGAGCAGAGAGGCACUACCACCUGACCCGUACUGCUGGUUGGUUACUACGUCAGUGACUCUGGGCCCCUACAGUUAAGCUCAAGCAGGCUUGGCUGCAGGAAAGCAAAUGCAUUAGUUCCUGUUGUGAGGCUUUUGAGUACAUUCUAUAUUCAGUCGUGUGAAGGCAGUGAGUUAUAUUUGUACUUUUAGUUGCAACUCAGUGCUCUAUCAGCCAUCGUUACUAGAGUACUUUACCUUUCUCCUAUUUUCCCACCAAAUUAAAACAUAUGUAGGAGCUUACUCCCACACAUCCCAGUCUUGCUCAGGGUUACCUUACAGUUCUUCUUCAAUUACUAUAAUUUCUCUAACAGGCAAGGCUAUUUCUGUUCCUUUUACAAUGACGGAAAACCUGAUAAAGCUGUUAUACAACUCAUUUUAGUGUAAAUGGUAAGUUGAGUGAAGGCCGAUUUGAUAGGCCUACAGUAUGAUCUGGCUGCUGUCACAACGUAUUAAAAGCCUGUGAAGAGAGGGGAUCACAGUAAUACUGGUGUCAAAUCAGGAUUUUGCCAGCACCUGCAAAAAGAGGAUAGGAUUGAAAAGCCAUCCGUCCGCGGUGCUGGUUGUUUGAAAUGUGCUGCCAGUAUAUCGCCCACAUUGUUCCAGUGAAAGUCACCCCAGAGUCCCUGUGAGACUCCUCUCUCUGAUUCUGGCUGCUCUUUUUCAUGUGUCUCCUACUCUCAUUCCCAAUUAAACAUUGGUUUCUGUUAAUCUACCCAGCAGCCUUUGUUUUCCAGUCACUUCUGACCACGAAACAUACUAUGUCUUUCUCUUACCACAUUUGUACUUCCCAAAGCCAGCAGUGUUUAAGUCACCUAUGUAUGACCACAAACAAGGGAUAAUUUCAGCCCUCACUCAAACCACCCCUGCCUGGCCUCUCGUUUUACCCAGAAGGGAGAUGUGCUCUGGGGACAGGAAGUUGUCAUGACAUCAUAUUGCUAAAUAACCUGUCCUUCCAUUGGUUGAGUGAUGGAUGGUGCUCACAAUAGGAUCCUCUGCAUCUAGUUGACACUAGAGAUAACGGCUGCUGUUCAAUGAGUGAAACAGAGGACAAGGCUACAGGCUUUUCUAUCCCUUGAAAGAUUUUGAACGGUACUACAUUCAUUGUAUCAGGAAUGCAAGGAGUACACCGGUAUGUGAUGUCUACAAUGAAUUACAUUAGAAUUUCAAAAUCAUUCAUCAAACAGACAAUAUUUAACUUAACUAUUAAACUAUUUGAAACUUACAAUGCACUUUGCCUUUUUAUUACAUUUUAAGACAUGUAAAGGACAGUUCUGUGUGACCCUGCCUGCAGAGCAAAUAUCCCUAUAGGACAUUAAGACUUCAACAAUGCCCUGACCUCUCGUGUUCCUCCUAAAAAUGAGCGGGGAACAACUGUAACAUCUAAUCUGCCCUGACGAGAGAUGGGUCGAGCAUAAUAGAGAUACAAUUACUGUUCAGUGAAAGAUGCAGCCAGUGUGGAGUGGACCCUCUGGCUUUCUUAGCUUUGUAGAGGAUGAUGUCCCAGGCCUGAGAUUAGUUUAGCCAUGUGCUGACUUGUGUUAAAGUGGACUUGAGAGAGAAUGCUUUUCAUUGCAGCCAUGGUGGAACUGUGAAUCCAAGAGAACACCACUGGGAGGCCUCAGUUGGAGUGGAACAUUACCUCACUCUGUUGUAUUUGUCAGCAGUCAUAACAAAAGUUGUUUCAAUCUCAACAUCCCUUACCUGUCUCUCUGGUCUCUGUCCAAUAACAUCAGUAUUAUAAGAGGCAUUUGGGGGACUUAAUGCACCUGGGCCUAUUGUCAGAACGCCAUAACUGAGAUACCACCUCUACUACUCACUACUGGCAGCUGGACAACAUACUGUACACAUAGACAUGACAUAGCACUGUUACACUGGCCUUAGAGUGCUUCAGCUAUGACAUAACCCUGUCUGGUCAAGCUAUGAAAGAGGAGAGUCAGAGAGAAGAGUGUGCCUCAGUAUCACUCAUGAAAGGGCUUUAGAUGUAGAGAGCAGGCUGUCAUCCUCCUCCCUCCCCCAAAUGGAAGGGAAAGGCAGAGGUCCUUUUAGACAGAGCUCCAGAGCUCUAUGCAGCUUCUGUCCUUUAAAUGAUGUUCACUGUUCAUUUAAAGAUUCUGCCCUAAGCUAACAUCCAUACUCAGUCUGUCUUGAUUCAUGUCUACUUGCAUCAAGCUCGCUGCAGGAGCCUUUCAACCUUUGACCGCUGGGGUAACAUGCAGUGUAUCAUCAUCAAGGGAAAGGGAACCCCCAAAGCCGGCCCCUCAGUGGUAGUUAGUUCUGGGAUGUAUCCCAAAUGGCAUCCUACUCCCUAUAUAGUGCACUAGUAUAGACUACAGCCCUAUGGGCCCUGGUCAAAUGUAGUGCACUACAUAGGGAAUAGGGUGCCAUUUGUGACGCAACCCUGACCUCUUCCUGAAAUAGACAGGACAGAGUGGCACACACCUCACAGCCUCACACUCAGACAGACAGAAUCCCCUGGGUCUUGAACUAGUUAGUUUCAUUUUGACAAGAGGCCCUGCAGUUCCCGCUCAACCAGAAUGAGGCCAGGACCACAUUUCACUACUACUGACCCUUUCAGAUUCUGGAUGCCUUUUGGACUCAUGGCUCAAUGAGAAUACUGACUUUGUUUUGACGUUGAAAUUAUGAUAAUGUGGGUCAGAAACGAAAGGAGCGAUUGUGAGGGUUGAAUUGGAUGGUAAUAUUGGAUGGUAAAAAUUCAAAUAAUUUAUCUCCAACUCAUUUGAAGGUAUAAUUUAUUUUGGGCUGUUUUUAGCAGAGGAUAUGGAAUGGCCUUAGGCUAGUUGAUGUGUAAAUCAGGGUACACAGGUGUCUGCUCUACUCUGCUGUACUCAGAGUUUUAUUUUGCACAUCAAACAGAACUGGCAUGUCUCAUCAUUUGAUUUAGACAACAGAGAGCAUAUUCUCAACACUGAAAAUCACCCUUAUGGACCCUAUCACCUCCCCAAUAUAUUAACAACAGCACAGCCUCAAGACGAGCCCCUGAAGGUAUGAGCCUAGUCUUUAAUUCAUAAUGACUUAAGAGAACAUUUCACUAGUUUAUCACACUGAUGUUUCUGUCUGUGUUUCCCUCUGCCUUCAGAUCUCCCAGAUAGAGAACCUCUCCCACCUGUCUGAGCUGCGCGUGUUGAACCUGGCAGGGAACUGCAUCUCCAGG